Molecule: messenger RNA, 1251 nt
Organism: Aspergillus thermomutatus
Lineage: Eukaryota; Fungi; Ascomycota; Eurotiomycetes; Eurotiales; Aspergillaceae
Gene: sfh5
Product: CRAL/TRIO domain protein
Exons: 2
Coding region: 1-1251 (416 amino acids)
Biological process (GO): Golgi to plasma membrane protein transport; regulation of exocytosis
Cellular component (GO): plasma membrane; cortical endoplasmic reticulum; cytosol
Molecular function (GO): phosphatidylinositol transfer activity
Source: RefSeq, a predicted model, not a curated record
AUGGCCGACCAACAGCCCGAAAAGACUACUGCUCCUGCUGCUGAUGCCCCAGACUCGCAGCCUACCGUCAUUACCAACACCGACACUCCCAAGGAGACGACCGAAACCACAACCGCGCAGCCUGCCGUUGAAACCCCCGUCGCUGAACCCACCACCGCAGAGACUCCCGCUGAGGCCGACAAGGCUCCCGCCGAAGGGCAGCAGCCGCCCCAGGCCGAAGAAGAGAAACCCGUCGCUGAGCAGCCGGAACAGCCAGCCUAUCUUGCCAAAAAUCCUGCCCUCGCUCAGUUCUUCGAGCGUCUCCCUGCCAUUCUCUCCAGCACCGGCCAUGCGGAGAUGUGGGGGGUCCCGCUCAAGGACUCGGACGAUGCUCCCACCGUCAACGUUCUGAUCAAGUUCCUGCGCGCGAACGAGGGCAAUGUCAAGCUGGCUGAGGAGCAGCUGACCAAGGCCUUGAAGUGGCGGAAGGAGAUGGACCCCUCGGCGCUCGCUGAGUCGACCAACUACAGCGCGGCCAAGUUUGGUGGACUGGGUUAUUUGACCGUCUACAAGGAGGCUAAUGGUGCGGAGACUGUUGUCACCUGGAAUAUCUACGGUGGUGUGAAGGAUAUCAACAGCACUUUCGGUGACAUGGAUGAGUUCGUCAAGUGGCGUGUUGCGCUUAUGGAGCUGGCAGUCAAGGAGCUGAAGAUGGCAGAGGCCACCUCCGUGAUUGACUACGAUGGCGAGGACCCCUAUCAGAUGAUCCAAGUUCAUGACUAUCUGAACGUGAGCUUCCUGCGCCUGAAUCCCACCAUCAGAGCCGCCACCAAGAAGACCAUUGAAGUCUUCACCACAGCUUACCCCGAGCUUCUCCGCGAGAAGUUCUUCGUCAAUGUCCCUGCCAUCAUGGGCUGGAUGUUUGCCGCCAUGAAGGUCUUCCUGAGCAAGAACACCACUCGCAAAUUCCACCCCAUUUCCAACGGCGCCAAUCUGGCUCGCGAGUUCCCUUCUCUGAAGGAGCAAUUCCCCAAGGUCUACGGUGGAAGCGCCCCUGCUCUUCAGGAGGGAGCGAGAACCGUCAACCUUAUCCAGGAGGAGCCUGCCCCCGCUGCCCCCGCUGCCACCGAGGCUGCGACAAAUGAGGAGCCAAAGGAGCAGAGCAAGGGGGAGGUCGCUCAGGAGGAAUCCCGGGCUGACUCUGCUCCAGAGCAGCCAAAGACUGACACUGCUGUCACGGCCCAGGAAGCCCCUGCUGCCGAGGCUAAGUGA